AUGGCCUUCUACGCCGAGCUCAUGAGUCACCCUGUGCUGCAGCAGAGGAAGCUGCUGAAACCCAUCCUGAAGCACCUGGCGGCAGGGGCCAGCGAAGGGAGUGACACCAUCCGCCGGCUGGCGGCACGUGAAGACGCACAGGCAGCUCCUGCUGGACACCCUGUGCCGCCCCCGGCUGAGCCCAGCAGCCCCCAGGUCGUGGGCGAGAGCAUGCGGGCCCUGACCAAGACGCUGGGGCAGCUGAGCAAGAGAGACGUGGGCCGCCUGUCCCUGCCCAUGGCCGCGCAGGCCCGGGCUCACUUCUCGCACGAGGACAGCGCCGUGCGCGCGGCAGCAUUUGGCCUGUUCAGGGCCCUGGCCGGCUCAGCCCAGCAGAAGCACCGGAAGCUCUUCGCAGGGGAAGUGAGGAGCAGCUGGGCCGCUCUGAUGCUCCAUGUGCGGGACCCGAGCCCCGAGGCAGCCACGGCCUGCUGCGCUGCAUUCCAAGCGUGCACCCCAUUCCUCGGCCUCACGGGGCUCGAGGGAGCCUUUGACAGUGGGCUCCUGACAGGCGCCUCCGGGGAGAGGCACAGACACUUGAUGGGACACGUCUGCAAACAGCUGGCCCACAAGGACCCUGCGCUGCUGGAGAGUCUCGUCACUGAGACGAGCCUGCACCUCCACAGCUGCUGGGAGGAAAUCAGACUGGCAGCAGCCAAGCUGGCAGGGAUCCUUGCAGAGAACAUGGAGGCCCAGCGUGUCCAGCAGCUGGAUCUGGGAAAGCUGCUGUGCUCUCUCAGAGUGCUGUAUGGUGACCCCAGCACUGCUGUCGAGAUUGCUGCCGCAGAAACCAUCAGCACCAUCAGCCAGAAGCAGCGGGGGGCCCUGCAGGAGCCAGGUCCCAGCCACACAGCCCCCAGAGGCCAAGGGAGGCUGCUGUUUGUGAGGAAGCUCUUCAGGUGGAAGGGGUAGGGGAGACCCCCGGCAGGACCCCUCGACGCUGCAGAGUCAGAGAGCGUCUACAGCAGCUGAUGUUGGAAGGAGAUGGGUGCUGCUGUCAGAGCAGAGGAUCGGGGCCUUUGGAGCCACGUUCCCCUCUUUCAAGGGGCUCUGGACAUU
This is a messenger RNA of Gopherus flavomarginatus (Mexican gopher tortoise), 1098 nucleotides long. RefSeq names its product maestro heat-like repeat-containing protein family member 2A. The record is from RefSeq and is a predicted model, not a curated record. Gene Ontology annotation, cellular component: cytoplasm. The transcript is spliced from 8 exons. The coding region runs from base 1 to 951 and encodes 316 amino acids. Lineage: Eukaryota; Metazoa; Chordata; Testudines; Testudinidae.